AUGGAAAGAGACUUGUCUGAAAAACAUCCGCCUGAGAAACAGCUUUCUAAUAAUUCAUACGGUUUUGACAACGAAGAAAAUGCCACCAACAUUACUACCAAUCCCAAUGCCAAUCAUCAUGAUCAACCUGAGACUGAAACCUGCGAUCAGUUGGUGUCCCAGUCACCUAAAGCAGGGGUGAAAGUGGAAGAAUCAGACAGUACAGGUCAUGAGAUCGAGGAAGUUUUACAUGAGGAGAAAGAAAAUGAUGAAGAGAUUGGAGACAUCUCUCCUCCUGAAAUUCAUUAUACCCUUGAAACUGUGUCUCAAGACAUUGAUCAGUUUAUUACAACACUGUCAGCCACUCCGAAAGAUGCAAAAGAAACAAUUGUAGAAGAAGAAAAGGAAGAAAAAGAUGAGAAGGUGCCUAUGGAGAUUCCCGUGUUUGUUGAGAAAUUUUUGGAUCUUGUUGAAGAAAAGGUGGCGAAACAUGAGUUGACUGAAGGGAAAGGGAAGUGGGGUCAAAAUCCUGAGGAGGAUUCGUCAUUUCUUGAAGCUGUGAAUCGGAUUUCCAAGCUAACAUCUUCCCUUGAUGGAUUGAGAUCCGAUCCAAAUCGUGCAGCAUUGAUUAGCCGCAUUGGAGGGAUUCAACAGCGAGCAAUGGCAUGCUUGGAGGAUGAAUUCAGGUUCACUCUUGAAGAUAUUAAACACAAUGAUCAAGAUCCUAAUACUGAUGCAAAAGGGAAGCAACAUGAAGCUGACCGCUGCGUACUGCCAGAAUCUGAAUCAGCAGAAACUGACAACUUCUUAGGAUAUUCUGAUGAUGCUGUUUCAAAACUGAAUAGAAUUGCCAAGGAGAUGAUUGGAGGUGGAUUUGAAUCUGAAUGUUGCCAUGUGUACAUGAUGAUUAGGGGGCAAGCAUUUGAUGAGUGCUUCACCGAGAUAGGAUUUGAGAAGAUCAGCAUUGAUGAGGUGCAGAAGAUGCAAUGGGAAGCUUUGGAAAGAGAGAUCCCUUUAUGGAUCAAGGCCGUCAAGGAAUAUGCAAGCAUUUACUUCGUGAAAGAGCUAAAGCUCGCCGAGGCUAUUUUCUCCAAUCAUUCCUCAAUCUCCUCUAGCCUUUUCAGCAAUCUUACGCGCAGUGUGUUGAUCCAGCUCCUAAAUUUUGCUGAAGCUGUUGCAAUGACAAAGCGCUCGGCAGAGAAGUUAUUUAAGUUUCUUGACAUGUAUGAAACUCUGCGCGACAGUCUUCCAGCAAUGGGGGCUCUGUUUUCAGAGGAAUAUGAAAAUGAGCUUAAAACAGAGUCAACAACAGCUCGGUGUCGGAUUGGAGAGGCUGCAAUCUGUAUGUUUUGUGAUUUGGAGAAUUCAAUCAAGUCUGAUACAGGAAAAACUCCAGUGCCUGGCGGUGCGGUUCACCCGUUGACUCGCUACACGAUGAAUUAUCUGAAGUAUGCAGGUGAAUACAUAGCAACUCUUGAGCAAGUCUUUCGAGAACAUUCAAAGAUCGAACGUGCUGAUUCAACAAGCAGGCCACGCUACGAAAGUGAGUCACAAAACUUUAACAAUGACAAUGAUGAAGAAAAUCAGUCUCCAUUUUCAAAUCAAUUGGUGAGAGUAAUGGACUUAUUAGACUCCAAUUUGGAGGCCAAGUCGAAGCUUUAUAAGGAUAUUGCAUUGAGCUGCAUUUUCAUGAUGAAUAAUGGACGCUACAUUGUGCAAAAGAUCAAAGGCUCCACAGAGAUCCGUCAAAUGAUGGGAGAUCCAUGGUGCCGCAGGAAAUCCUCGGAACUCAGGAACUACCAUAAGAAUUAUCAAAGAGAGACGUGGAGCAAACUCCUGGGUUGUUUAGGCCAUGAGGGACUGCAAGUGAAUGGAAAAGUAAUUAAGCCAGUCUUGAAAGAGAGGUUCAAGAGCUUCAACGUGUUAUUUGAUGAGAUCCACAAGGCGCAGAGCUCAUGGGUGGUGAGUGAUGAACAACUUCAAUCAGAGCUUAGAGUUUCAAUAACGGCGGUGGUGAUACCAGCAUACCGGUCCUUCAUGGGGAGGUUUUCGCAGUAUUUAACCCCUGGAAGACAAACAGAAAAGUACAUAAAAUAUCAGGCUGAAGACUUGGAGACUUAUAUUGAUGAACUUUUUGAUGGAAAUUCUGCCUCCGGGGCCCGGAAGAGACCAUAAUAUUCAUGAUCUAGCUCCUUUCAUGAACAAAUUGAGCAUUCAAAGGUUAAGUUAAGGAUGCAAUUUGGAGGAGUUGAAGCAUACAUUUUGUUAUUUUUCAAAGGAUUUGCAGUCAAUUGUAGCCACCUUGAUAAUGUAAGGGUGCAACAUGUUGUAAGGAGGCCUCUUGUUUUUCUGCUGGAAAUGCAUGGGUAAUGCUAGCAAUUAUUCAUGGAACUCCAUCGG
Molecule: messenger RNA, 2379 nt
Organism: Populus euphratica (Euphrates poplar)
Lineage: Eukaryota; Viridiplantae; Streptophyta; Magnoliopsida; Malpighiales; Salicaceae
Gene: EXO70C2
Product: exocyst subunit exo70 family protein C2
Exons: 1
Coding region: 1-2154 (717 amino acids)
Biological process (GO): exocytosis
Cellular component (GO): exocyst
Molecular function (GO): phosphatidylinositol-4,5-bisphosphate binding
Source: RefSeq, a predicted model, not a curated record